AUGUCUGGGACAGAGGCUGCCAAUGCCCCGGGCGGGGGAAACAAUGCUAGCGAAUUUGUUCGCAAGCUGUUUCGAAUGCUCGAAGACCCGACACAUCAGGAUGUAGCUCGGUGGGGAAAAGAUGGCGACUCAUUUGUCGUCGUUGAGGGCGAGAAAUUUACGAGAUCCAUCCUGCCGAAGCACUUCAAGCACAGCAACAUGUCCAGCUUCAUUCGGCAGCUUAACAAAUAUGACUUUCACAAGGUCAAGCCAUCUGCCGAUGGCGAAUCGGCCUCUCCAAAUGGUAACGUCCUGGAGUUUAAGCAUCCCUACUUCCGCGUCGACAGCAAAGAUGAUCUGGACAACAUCCGCCGGAAAGCGCCAGCCACACGGAAACCCCAGGUCGCGGAGGACUUCACCACCAGUCAGCACGUCAGCGUCGUAUCCGAGCAGUUGACCGCUACUCAGCAGCAAGUACAGCAGCUUCAAGAGCUGUUCGCCGACAUCUCCCAGACGAAUAGGCUCCUGGUCAACGAGGUCCUCACCCUGCAGAAGAUGCUCAAUGCCCAAAAGCAGGCGCAGUAUGAGAUGCUCAACUUCCUCUCUCCGUAUAACCAUAGCCGGAAUAAUGGAAUGAUGGCUCACCAGAUGAGCUCAAAUGGCGGCAUGUCUUCCUCGGAUGGCGACGAGAACGUGCCAGAACUUAGAAGAGCGCGAGAGCUGCUCUCUAGCGUCGCGCCAGACACCGUGGCUGAUCGUGAGCUCGAGCGUCUUCACGAUAUUUACGAAGCUCCUGCCGAUUCAGCAACCAUGGUAACUCCCGUAUCAAUGCCCAUGCUGCAUGACCCUAUGAAUGAUAUUAGUCGGUAUCCCGUCUACCCCGUAGGCCAGACUGUCGGCAUCGAUCCUUUCCACUCGGAUCACAUUAAUAAGAUCCCAUAUGCCAUUCCGAACGAGAACAGUUCCGGUUCCAUGGAUCAGCACCAGCAGCACCAGCAACAUACACCACAGCCUAACCAGAUGAACAAUGCACCUGGGGCGUCACUGGAGAAGCCUACAUCUUUGUGGGGAUCGAAGAAGCCAACGGUGUUCUUGGUAGAAGACGACGGCACGUGUGCGAAAAUCGGCAUUAAAUUUCUCAAGUCGAUGGGCUGCGAUGUCGAGCAUGCUAUCAAUGGCGUGGAAGCAUAUAACAGGAUCAACGCGGUUGGUCGUGACCAUUUCGACAUGAUCUUCAUGGACAUCAUCAUGCCUAGGUUAGACGGUGUAUCGGCCACCAUGUAUAUCCGCCAGCACUGUCCAGCCACGCCCAUCAUUGCGAUGACGUCAAAUAUUCGACCGGAUGAGGUGAAUGGCUAUUUUGAGCAUGGCAUGAACGGAGUGUUGGCUAAGCCCUUCACCAAGGAGGGAAUGCUCAAGUCUGUCAAGACGCACCUCCAGCAUCUUUUGAAGAACCCGCCCAGCCAGUCAGAUAAUGGGCACGGAUCUGCAUUCAUGAUGAAUGUCCCCUAUCUAAGCACGCCAGGCAAUCCCAUCAAGUUCGAAUCACCAACUCCGCCUGCAGGUGCUGGCGGCUCGAAUUGGUCGUCUGGCCAUAUGUCUCAAAAUGGGGUCGAUUCGGGCUUCGGGAUGAUGGAUGGGAGCAACCAGUACAAUAUUACGCAAGGUAGAAAUGCGUAUUCGACGAUGGAUGCACCCUCUGGCCGCUUGUCUGAUCAUGAUAGCCCGCCGGAGAAGCGCCAGCGCUUGAACAACUCGCAACGAACUUAUGCUUAA
Trichoderma asperellum CBS 433.97 is the source of this 1755-nucleotide messenger RNA. RefSeq lists its product as uncharacterized. The record is from RefSeq and is a predicted model, not a curated record. Gene Ontology annotation, biological process: phosphorelay signal transduction system; regulation of DNA-templated transcription. NCBI's taxonomy places the organism in Eukaryota, Fungi, Ascomycota, Sordariomycetes, Hypocreales, Hypocreaceae. Gene Ontology annotation, molecular function: phosphorelay response regulator activity; sequence-specific DNA binding; DNA-binding transcription factor activity.